AUGGCUAAAGACAUCGAUCUUGCUCUCCAGAAACUUUCCCUCCUCUCUGAAGAAGACGAGGAACCAUAUGAGAUGCCAGACCUCCCUGAAUUCAAAUCCUGUGUUCGAAGUAAAUUCAGUAUUCUUGGCCGCGCUCUAAACCCCGACUGUCAAAGAAUGUCAAGCCUCAUACUUGACAUGCCUCGAAAGUGGCAGAAGUAUGAUCGUGUUUGUGGCCUUGCUCUGUCUAAUGAUCGAUUUCAGUUCAUCUUUGAUUAUGAGAAUGACUUGCUGGAUAUCCUCAACAAAGUUAAUUACUACACUACUCCAGCGCUCACUAAGCUUGGUGACUUCGCCGGAGAGGUGAUUGAAGUAGCUUUUGAUCCCAAUAAACCUCACAAUCGAGAUUACGUUCGAGUUAAAGUAAAGGUUGAUGUCUCGAAGCCUCUUCGUAGGUCAAAAAUCAUCAAGCUCCCAGAUGGUACAACUGUCACCAUUCUCUACAACUACGAACGAGUUCAAAAGCGUUGUUUUACUUGUCAACGACUCACCCACGCUCAAGACAAGUGUCCUAUCUUCAAGAGUCUCAAGUCCUCUGCGCCUCAGAGUAAAACAGACGUUUCCUCUGCUUCCAAAUCAUCUCCACCAUCUGUUCUCCAGCCUGGCGAUCCUCUAUUUGGUGUCCUGGACCAGUUGAUUUCUCCUGCCAAUCCAUCCUAUACUCGCAUUGCUGAAGAUGUUCUCCAAGAAAUGCGUCUUUACUUAGCUUCUGCAAGUGAUUCUGAGCGUCGCCUUUUUGAGGAACGACUUAAAUCCACUGUUGCCUCCAUUCAGAUAAAUCCGGUUGCAGAACGUUCCAUUCUACAGAAUCAAGCUCCACCAGCUACUACUAAAGACAUAGACAAAGGCAAAGGAAUCGUUUUUGGAUACGAACACAAAGCUUCUCCUGCUCCUAAGCUAAUGAAUUCUGCUUUUCCAGCGAUCAAUCCUUUUGAUCUUGACUUGUUACGUGUCCAACAAGCAUCACUGAAAGAGGCUCAAAUUAUAUUUAACUUUCAAUCUCAGAUGCCACCUCCUUCCCAGUUUGCACUUGACGCUGGUCCCUCUGGCUCUGCACCAAAGAGAGCUCCUCGACGCCGUAUCUCUACCAGUACUAGUGUCUCUGCAUCUGCUACAAGGAUAUCUACAACUUCGUCUAAGAAACGUAAGAGUGUUGACAAAGGAAAAGCUGAUGAUCAUGGUGGUCGCUCCCUCAAGUCCAAAGUUUGCAGGAAUGCUAAUUCUCAGGUGGUCCCUACUGAAGGGCCACUGAACCAAUGA
Eutrema salsugineum is the source of this 1299-nucleotide messenger RNA. RefSeq lists its product as uncharacterized. The record is from RefSeq and is a predicted model, not a curated record. The coding region runs from base 1 to 1299 and encodes 432 amino acids. Lineage: Eukaryota; Viridiplantae; Streptophyta; Magnoliopsida; Brassicales; Brassicaceae. The transcript is spliced from 2 exons.